AUGGAUGUCGAAAAGCACAACACGCUCGCGCUCUCGGAGAGCCCCAAGGCCCCGAGCAGCAGCAACGAUGAGCAUCACUUUGCUCUCGAGCAUGCCGAGACUUUCCAGACUACCUACGAGCAGCCUUUGCACUCCGGUCUGUACAAAGAUGGCGAGCUCAUCAAGAUGCCUGCCGCCAGUCGCGAUCCCAAAGAUCCGAUGAACCUCCCCGUCUGGCGCAAAUUUCUCGGUCUUCUCUGCUUGUCUUUUUUCGGUGCUCUCAUCGCAUCUGCUGAGCUGAUUCUCGGUGCCGCGCUGCCGGUCUUCGCCGUCGAGUAUUCGCCUUUAUUCCAACCUCCGAACAAGACCCCCGAAGAAGCCGGUCCCGCCCCCUACUUCAAGACGUUGCAAAACGCCGGCACUGGUUUCCCUGCGGGCUCUAACCCUCUCGUCUUCCUGGAGCUUUUGGGAGGCCCGCCGAUCUUCGAAAUCUAUUACUUGGCCACCUUCCCUCUGCUGGUCAUUGGUGUUUCCAACUUGUUCUUGGUGCCAUUGGCUAUCGCUGUUGGUCGUCGCCCAGUCAUCAUCUUCACUGGUCUCAUGGCUAUCGCUGGAGCGUCAUGGGCCGGUGAAAGUAACUCUCUCGCAACUCACGUUGCGGCGCGUUGUAUCCAGGCCGUCGGCGCUGGCUCCGUUGAGAGUCUGAUUCCUUUCAUCAUCCAGGACAUUAUCCACGUUCACCAGCGUAACACUUGGAUCUCUGGCGCUUUUGCUUGCCAGGGCUUGGUCAUCAUCGCUAUUGGUUUCUCCGCUCCCUACAUGAUUGUCAACCUUUCAUGGAGAUGGCUUUACCACAUUACUGCUAUUGCCGCCAGUUUCUUCUUGAUCGGUAUCAUCGCUUUCCUGCCGGAAACCCGCUGGCCGCGUACCCGUGCUGAGAUGAACGGUAUUCCUCGUGAUGAUGCCCACAUUCACUAUAGCCCGCGCACCUGGAAGACCGACCUAUCCAUCUGGACCGGCGCCGCAUGGAAGAAAGGAGCCAUGGCUUUUUUGGAUACCAUGCAGACAUUCUUCUACCCCUCGAUUCUGUUCGUCACUCUCUUGAACGGAUCCGUCAUCGCCGCCGUCUUCGCCGCCGGCUUUACUGCGGCGCCUGCUCUUCUCACUGUCCCAUGGAACUGGCCUUUCGACCACAUUGGUCUCUGUUUGAUCCCCGUCCUGAUCGCCGCGCUGUUCGUCGGUGUCACUACUGGUCCCGUUGCUGACUGGUUCGCCAACCUCAUCGCCAAGAAGCGUGGUGCUCGUAUCCCAGAGAACCAGCUUAUCAACUUGUUCCUCCCAUGGGCUUGCAGUCUCCUCGGUGCGCUGCUCUUCGGAAUCUCCGCCCAGCACAAGGAGCAAUACCACUGGAUCGUCUUCCUGCUCGGACUCGCGUUCAUGGCCUUUGGUUUCCUCGGAACCAGCACCAUCACCACCGUCUACGUCCUAGAAUGCUACCCGCACAUCGCCGGUCCUGCGCUCGUCAAUGUCGCUUCUUUCCGUUUCAUUAUGGCCUUCUUCCUCACCCUCUGGGCCUCGGACUGGAUCGUCGACCUCGAGUACGAGAAGACUUUCCUCAUCUACGUCGGUCUCAUCGCCGGAUGCGGUCUGUUCAUUCCGUUCGUGUACUACUUCGGCCCUUACUUCCGAAGGCGGUUCCCCGCCACUCGCAUGGCCGCUCGCAGCCACGACUAG
Messenger RNA from Dissoconium aciculare CBS 342.82, 1713 nucleotides. RefSeq names its product major facilitator superfamily transporter. Gene Ontology annotation, biological process: transmembrane transport. The record is from RefSeq and is a predicted model, not a curated record. The transcript is spliced from 3 exons. Bases 1 to 1713 code for a protein of 570 amino acids. NCBI's taxonomy places the organism in Eukaryota, Fungi, Ascomycota, Dothideomycetes, Mycosphaerellales, Dissoconiaceae. Gene Ontology annotation, molecular function: transmembrane transporter activity.